Molecule: messenger RNA, 411 nt
Organism: Melampsora larici-populina 98AG31
Lineage: Eukaryota; Fungi; Basidiomycota; Pucciniomycetes; Pucciniales; Melampsoraceae
Exons: 4
Coding region: 1-411 (136 amino acids)
Cellular component (GO): nucleosome
Molecular function (GO): DNA binding; structural constituent of chromatin; protein heterodimerization activity
Source: RefSeq, a predicted model, not a curated record
AUGGCUCGUACUAAGCAAACCGCUCGCAAAAGCACUGGUGGCAAAGCCCCUCGCAAACAACUUGCUGCUAAAGCUGCUCGUAAAUCAGCACCAGCUACCGGUGGUGUCAAGAAGCCACACCGAUACCGCCCUGGUACCGUUGCUCUUCGAGAAAUCAGGCGAUACCAGAAAUCCACUGAACUCUUGAUCAGGAAACUUCCUUUCCAGCGAUUAGUUCGGGAAAUUGCACAAGAUUUCAAAACCGAUCUUCGUUUCCAAUCCUCCGCUGUCAUGGCACUACAGGAAUCCGCUGAGGCUUACCUUGUUGGAUUGUUCGAGGACACAAACUUAGCAGCCAUUCAUGCCAAACGAGUCACCAUCCAGCCCAAGGACAUUCAACUAGCACGCAGGCUUAGAGGCGAACGAUCAUGA